UUAAAUAUAGUAAACUAUUUAUAGUACAUCCCCACAUAGGCGUCAACUUUUCUUCCCAAACUCUCCCCUGAAGACACAAUAAGAGGUCUUGCUGAGAAUUUACCUCAAGCAAUGGGGGACUUUCAGCAAUUUGAACAGGACUUCUACCAGUCAGGGUAUUACAUCGAUGACCAGGGACAGGUGGCCUACGACUAUGGCGAUGGCUAUGACCAUAACCCAGAGUAUGAGGAUGAUGGCAUAGAUGUGUCCAUGCCUGGUGUGUUCACCCCCUCUACGGGCCAGGCCUUCCAGCCUUCAAAGCCUGCUGGGACAUAUCUAUACACAGCUGGAACAGACGGGUCAUUUGAAGAGGAGCCUCCGUUGCUGGAGGAGCUUGGCAUUAAUUUUGAACACAUAUGGCAGAAGACGCUGACAGUGCUGAACCCUAUGAUGCCAGCAGAUGGCAGCAUCAUGAAUGAGACCGACCUGACGGGCCCUAUUCUGUUCUGUAUCGCUCUGGGUGCCACUUUACUUAUGGCAGGCAAAUCCCACUUUGGCUAUGUCUAUGGGAUCAGUGCCAUCGGCUGCAUGGCGAUGUACACCCUGUUGACCAUGCUGAGUUCCCUGACUGUGUCCUAUGGCUGUGUAGCCAGCGUUCUGGGCUACUGCCUCCUACCCAUGGUGGCACUAUCUGCAUUCGCAGUCAUCUUUUCCCUACAAGGGAUCAUUGGAACUGUCCUGGCCUUGCUGGUGAUUGUCUGGUGCAGUUUCUCAGCUUCCAAGAUCUUCAUCUCCACCCUGGCUAUGGAGGGCCAGCAGCUGUUGGUAGCGUACCCCUGUGCCCUGCUUUAUGGAGUCUUUGCCUUGCUAACAGUGUUCUAAAGGCCACUACUGUCGCUGACUGUCAACAGAGAUCCCAUUUCUGAGGCACUACGUAUCCCAUAUGGGUAUCAGUGCUGUAUAUGGGUGUGAAAAUAACAUUGAGUUAUAUAGAGUUGUAUUCCUUUCUUUUUUGAAAUGGGGACUUGGUUUUUUCAUGGGGGUUACUUUACAUUGUGAAAAAUGUAAUCUGGGUGUGUGAUUGGUUGACAUUUGUGCAUUGGAAUGUGCCAAUAAAUGUAAUUUGAAACAUUACAUUGUGUCAAAAGGCAACACUGACAUACAUUUGAAUUAUGGAACCAACAAAGACCAUGUUUAAAAACUAAAUAAAGUUGAAUAGCUUAU
Messenger RNA from Oncorhynchus mykiss (rainbow trout), 1203 nucleotides. Its product is annotated as Protein YIPF5-like. Lineage: Eukaryota; Metazoa; Chordata; Actinopteri; Salmoniformes; Salmonidae. Gene Ontology annotation, biological process: endoplasmic reticulum to Golgi vesicle-mediated transport; vesicle fusion with Golgi apparatus. Gene Ontology annotation, cellular component: trans-Golgi network. The record is from RefSeq and is a predicted model, not a curated record.